Tympanuchus pallidicinctus (lesser prairie-chicken) is the source of this 1057-nucleotide messenger RNA. It is a transcript of the gene GAP43, whose product is annotated as growth associated protein 43. Gene Ontology annotation, biological process: tissue regeneration; axon choice point recognition; regulation of growth. The transcript has 3 exons. The coding region runs from base 101 to 841 and encodes 246 amino acids. Gene Ontology annotation, molecular function: lysophosphatidic acid binding; calmodulin binding; phosphatidylserine binding. Gene Ontology annotation, cellular component: plasma membrane; cytoplasm; postsynaptic density. Lineage: Eukaryota; Metazoa; Chordata; Aves; Galliformes; Phasianidae. The record is from RefSeq and is a predicted model, not a curated record.
GGAGGGAGCGGAGAGGGUGGGGGGGAGAGAUAAGAGAGAGAAGAGGAAAAGCAGAGAGGAGAAGGAAGGAAGAAGAAGGAAGGAAGGGGACAAUACGAUCAUGCUGUGCUGUAUGAGAAGAACAAAACAGGUUGAAAAAAAUGAGGACGGGGACCAAAAGAUUGAGCAAGAUGGCAUCAAACCAGAAGAUAAAGCUCAUAAGGCAGCGACCAAAAUCCAGGCCAGCUUCCGUGGACACAUAACAAGGAAAAAGCUCAAGGGGGAGAAGAAGGCAGAUGCCCCCGCAUCCGAGUCUGAGGCCGCCGACAAGAAGGAUGAAGGCCCUGCUGGCGGAGCGGCUGAGAACAAAGAGAGUGAGGCUUCUGCUGCCACAGAGGCCAGCGCCGCCGACAGUGCCCAGCUGGAUGAGGGCAGCAAAGACAGCAGCGCGCCAGCAGAGGAGAAAAAAGGGAACGGAGCCGCUGACACGGGCUCAGAGCAGCCAGCCCCGCAGGCUGCCACUCCUGCCGCCUCCUCGGAGGAAAAAUCCGCUGCCGCCGCCGAGACAGAAAGUGCCACUAAAGCUUCCACUGAUAACUCGCCAUCCUUGAAGGCUGACGAAGCCCAAGACAAAGAGGAGCCUAAACAAGCCGACGUGCCUGCUGCUGACACCACUGCCACCACCACCCCUGCUGCAGAGGAUGCUACUGCCAAGGCAACAGCGCAACCCCAAAUGGAGACAGUGGAGAGCAGCCAAACCGAAGAGAAGACAGAUGCUGUAGAAGAAACCAAACCUACUGAAAGUGCCCAGCAGGAAGAGGUGAAAGAAGAAGAGAGCAAGGCGGACCAAGAAAAUGCCUGAACAUUAAGAAAUGACUCCCCGUUGCCCCUCCCUCCCUCCCCCUAUCCUCUAUCCUUCCUUCCUGCCCCGAUCUUGAUCUCCCCCAUUCCUGCUCACGUCUGUGAGCCUGUCCGUCCCUCUCCCAUUCCCACUUAAACCCUUUUUCUCUCUGUGUGGCAAACAUUUAAAGAAGAAAAAAAAAAAAAAAAAAAAAAAAAAAAAAAAAAGCAGGAAAAA